Scomber japonicus (chub mackerel) is the source of this 2328-nucleotide messenger RNA. RefSeq names its product tripartite motif containing 25, like (gene trim25l). NCBI's taxonomy places the organism in Eukaryota, Metazoa, Chordata, Actinopteri, Scombriformes, Scombridae. Bases 1 to 2328 code for a protein of 775 amino acids. Gene Ontology annotation, molecular function: protein binding; zinc ion binding. The transcript is spliced from 13 exons. The record is from RefSeq and is a predicted model, not a curated record.
AUGAGUGGGAAGCUAUGGACAGAGGAGCAGUUUAACUGCCCGGUGUGCCUGGAUCUCCCAAAUGAUCCAGUCACCAUCCCCUGUGGGCACAGCUACUGCAUGGCCUGCAUCAAGGAUUACUGGAGCAAGGAUGACCCCAAGGGGAUCUACAGCUGCCCCCAAUGCCGUCAGACCUUCUGCCCCAAGCCCACCCUGUCCAGGAACACCAUGCUGGCUGAAGCUGUGGAGCAGCUACGCAAAGGUGCCCGCAUGUCUGAUGUAAGAGAAUCUAUGCGAAGUGCCCGUGGGGUUUCCUCUUCUUCAUCUGGAUCUAAAUGGAAGUUGUCCUCAGCAGCUGUGCCAUGCGACAUGUGCAAAGGAAAACAGAAGGCAGCAGUCAAGAGCUGUCUGGUGUGUAUGAGCUCAUACUGCGAAUCUCACCUGAAGCCCCACCAGACCCAAAAGGCCAUGAAAAAACACGAGCUGAUUGCCCCCACAAGCAAUCUGUCUGAGAAGAUCUGUACCCAGCACAAGUACCUGCAGGAGUUCUUCUGCCGCCAGUGUAAGAUGUAUAUCUGCUGGCUGUGCACAAGCAACCAACACAAAGGCCAUGAGAGUGUGUCCACCAAGGCAGAGCGCUUGGAUAAACAGAAACUGCUGUCAGAGAUUCAGACAGAGAACCAGCAGAGACUGAAAAGGAGAGAGCAGGAGCUGAAAGACAUGAAGAAGAUGAUGGAGAUGAUGAAGCGCUCUGCAAGCAGGGUACAUGAUGAUACGGAGAAGGUGCUGGCUGAGCUGCAGCGCUCGGUGGAGCGUCUGCAGGAACUGCUGGAGGAGGUGAUGGAUGAGGUUGGCCUGGAGAAGAUGGGCCAGGCCCAAGAAGUGGUCGACAGCCUGGAGGCUGAGAUCAAGGAGCUGAAGAGGAGGGACACUGAGAUGAAGGACCUGGUCCGCUGUGAAGACCACAUCCACUAUCUGCAGACAUACGAGUCCAUGUGCAGUCCCCUGGAGUCAGGGGACCUGCCCCCUGUGAAUGUCAAUCCAGAAGCUUCCUUUGAGCCUGUUCGGGACACCAUCCUGGACCUCAGGGAGCAAGUGGAGGAACUGUGCAACCAGGAACUGGGCAAGAUCACCAAACAAGUCAAUGACACAACUCUGUUUACUCUGGGUGACACAGCACCCACUGCCUCCGUUGGAACACGGAGCACUGACAGACGAGGACUGGGUUUAGGCUAUAAAAGUUAUGAUGUGAGGAGCAGAGACACACCACGAGUGAGAGAGGCCAACUCCAGACCAAGCCCCAGACCAAGCCCCAGCCCCACUCUCAGCCGCAGAGAGUCCCAGUCUCUCUGGAGCAGGUCCAGUCAGAGCCAGGCUGCCCAUGCCACACCCCCGAAUCCUACCCCUGCCCCAGUGCCAGUUCCUACUCCUGCACCAGCACCAGCUCCUACUCCUGCCCCAGCACCAGCAUCAACUGGAGGUUUCAGUCGGAUGGCAUCGAUCAGCAGUCUCUUCCGCUCCCAUCGCCGUGGCACCACCCCAGCUACCCCCAUCAGCCAAGCUACCCCAGCCAACAACACACCAUCUGCAGGAGUAAACCUAUGGGGGAUGGCUGCUCUGUCUGAAACACCAACAGAAGUUAACCCUAGCCUGUUCUUGGAUUCACCCACCCCUAACUCCAUGAAUCAUGCUCCUGCUUUCCCUGCAUUGAGAGAAAUUAACAUUGACAGCAUUCAGGCCCCAGAGCCAAGGACCAGAGAGGAGUUCCUACAAUACUCUGUGACCUUGACCCUUGACCCUAACACAGCCCACAGACGCCUGACUCUUUCAGACAACAACACUAAGGCCACCCUGCAGGGGGCGGCGCAGCCCUACCCUGACUCUUCACAGCGUUUUGACGGCUGGACCCAGGUGAUGUGCCAGAGCCCGCUGUACGCCCAACGCUGUUACUGGGAAGUGGAGUGGCGAGGCAGAGGAUCCUCUAUGGGUGUAGCCUACGGUGCAUUGAACAGGAAGGGCUCAGACGCAAGGGCAGGGCUGGGCUACAAUGCCCAGUCCUGGACCCUGGAGCUGUCAGACACCUGCUGCUCAGCCAUGCAUGACAAUGAGAAGAAGGACAUACCGGUCACCUACUCCCCCCGUCUGGGCAUCUACCUGGACCUGUCCACGGGGACGCUGGCAUUCUACAGCGUGGCAGAAAGCCUGACACACCUUCACACCUUCCGUGCUAACUUCACCCAGCCGCUUUACGCUGCCUUCGGGGUGGGAAGUGGAGUUGGGGUGGGUCUGGACUUUGCCCUUGGCCAGUUCAGCUCCAGCUCUGACAGCAUCAAGAUCUGUCCCAUGUGA